Rosa rugosa (rugosa rose) is the source of this 3223-nucleotide messenger RNA. Its product is annotated as protein MALE DISCOVERER 1. Gene Ontology annotation, biological process: protein phosphorylation. Gene Ontology annotation, molecular function: ATP binding; protein kinase activity; protein binding. NCBI's taxonomy places the organism in Eukaryota, Viridiplantae, Streptophyta, Magnoliopsida, Rosales, Rosaceae. Bases 759 to 2846 code for a protein of 695 amino acids. The transcript is spliced from 14 exons. The record is from RefSeq and is a predicted model, not a curated record.
AGCGAGAAAGGAGAGAGAAAGCAAAAAAAAAAAAAAAAACAGGAGAAGAAGAAAAAAAAAAAGAACUGGGAAAAGAAAGAGAGGAGAGAGAGACCCAAAAAGAUGGUCGAAGAGAGGUUUGUCCUCUGAGAUCAUCCUGAGAAGGGCAGUAAUAGAAAAAAAUCCCAGGGGAAUAAAGAGUUUCGAAAACUUGUGCAAGGUUUUAAGGCCAUAAAUCAUAUUUGUGUGUGGUUUUUUCUCUUGCUGCCUUUUGAAGUUUUGAGUCUCGAUCAAUCUUCCCCCCACCAAUCCAAACCCCCUUUAAUCUUGUCAAAUCCAAUCCAAUUCAUAUCACAUUUCUGGGUUGUUAUCAUAAUCAUCACCCACCGCAAUAGAUGAGAGUAAAAAAGAAACAGAGCUACUUCAACACCUGUUUUGCCCCCCUUCUUUAUGCUCUGCCCUGAUAAAUUUUGGGCGAAAAAUACAAUCUGCUAGAGCCUGGGAACAGGGCUAUGCGUGCGUUGAAGAACAGGGUAUUGUAACCUCGACUCAAUGAGUUAUCAUGAGGGACCUUGAUAUGGUUCUGGGUUUGCGUUUGUAUGUAGCAUAGGUUUUGGCCUAGUUAGAAAUUGUAAGCAACGUUCCUUUUUGAGCAUAGUAGAAGGGGUGCUCGUAUCGAAAAACCUGGCGAUUUUGUAUAGGGAUUUUUGUAGCUUCUUGGCUUUCAGAGGAAAUAGUUACUAUCAUCUCCAGCAUAUCUGCAUCUGGUUCAUCAGGCAAUGGGGGCUAGAUGGAACCCUUUGGGGUUCCGCUUGCUCUCUCUCUUGGCUCUGAUAUUUGCUUCUUCUGGGAUUCCGGGUUAUUGGUCCGUUAAUGAUGAAGGAAUGACUUUGUUGGCAUUCAGAGAGAACAUAAAGUUUGAUCCUUUUAGUGCUUUGGAAAAUUGGAGUCCUGACGAUGGUGACCCUUGCCUAUGGACCGGUGUUCAAUGUGUGGACAAUAAAGUGCAAAUGCUGAAUCUGACAGAUCUUUCUUUGGAAGGAACGUUGGCACCUGCCCUUGGGAAACUUAGUCACUUAAAAUCUCUUGUGUUCUACAAGAACCAUUUAUCUGGUGAAAUUCCCAAAGAGAUUGGGGGCCUUGCAAGGCUAGAGCUUCUUGAUUUGAGGGACAAUGACUUGAGUGGAACAAUUCCAGUUGAGAUAGGCAGGAUGCUGUCACUGAAACGCUUGUUGCUUGGUCACAAUAGAUUUGAAGGCAACAUUCCCCUAGAGCUAAAGAGUCUCAGCUUGGAAACUGAUGGUGAUCAUUUCACAUCUACUGGAGUCACUGGAUUUGGCUCUGUAAACAGAAAAUUUGGACACUGCACCUGGCAGAGCAAUUUAAAACAUUGGAAUAAUGCAAAUUCCUUAGCAUUUAUGCUUAAAGGAACUUUUAUGCAUUAUCUCAACUACUUGCGACUGCCACGGCCCAGUAUCAUACAGGACUCUCUGCAUGUCCAUGGAGACACUUGCUGUGAUAAUUUAUCUAGUUCAUUUGAGUCACACAUGAGCUUUGCCCGCCGUAGGCUGCUUGCACAAGCCUCCCUUAACCUCCCAGCUGUACCCUUUGGUGGUGCGAAGCCAGCUAUACAGAUCAUUGCUCUUCCAACCAGCCGAAGUAGUGGCGCCUUCCCAGCUGUACUAGAUGCAAAAAAGAAGCCUCCUGCACCUGCACCAGUGCCUUCAUCUCCUCAGCCUGCACCACCGAAUACUCAACAACAAUCUUCCCCAAAAUCAAGCAGCAAUAUGUGGAAGUAUAUCGUUAUUGGUAUUAGUGUGGCUGUGUUGCUCAUGGUUCUUCUCGUGAUGCUCUUCAUGUGUCGAAGCCAAGCAGUUAAAACCAUAAAACCUUGGAAGACUGGAAUAAGUGGACAGUUGCAGAAAGCAUUUGUAACAGGAGUUCCCAAGUUGAACAGAUCAGAACUGGAAACCGCCUGUGAAGAUUUCAGCAAUAUUAUUAACACAAUUGAUGGCUGCAUUGUGUACAAGGGAACACUCUCCAGUGGAGUUGAGAUUGCUGUUGCAUCAACCACACUGACUUCUUUGAAAGACUGGUCCAAGAAUGCAGAGAAGGCUUACCGGAAAAAGAUCGAUGUAUUAUCACGAGUGAAUCACAAGAACUUUGUCAAUCUCAUUGGAUACUGUGAGGAGGAUGAACAUUUUACAAGGAUGAUGGUGUUUGAGUAUGCUCCAAAUGGAAACCUCUACGAACAUCUGCACGUUGAAGAAAUGGAACACCUUGACUGGACCGCAAGGGUUAGGAUCAUAAUGGGAACAGCUUACUGUCUUCAGUAUAUGCACCAUGAUCUAAAUCCACCCGUAUCACAUCCCAACUUAGUUUCAUCUUCUAUCUUAUUAACGGAUGAUUAUGCUGCAAAGAUUGCAGAGUUAUGUUUCUGGGCAGCAACACUGCCGAAGUCAAAGAAGGACUCUGAUGAGGACGAUAAAGAGCAUUCUGAACUACCACCCCUUGCUGAUCCAGAAACAAAUGUCUACAGUUUCGGACUAUUGUUAAUCGAGACCAUCAGUGGAAAGCGCCAUAACUCAGAAGUAGGGUGCCUUGUGGACUGGGCCUCUGCUUAUCUCAAUGAACAAAGAAGUAGCCUGGUUGAUCCAAGCCUCAAAUCCUUUAAAAACGACGAGUUGGAUGUCAUCUGUGAGGUGAUCAAAGAGUGCACUCAACAAGAUCCAAGAAAAAGACCAGCAAUGAUUGAUGUCACUGAGAAACUGAGGCAAGUGAUUCCCAUCACUCCAAACCAAGCAGUCCCAAGACUUUCACCACUCUGGUGGGCUGAGCUUGAGAUCUUAUCAGUGGAAGCAACAUAAGCUCAGCCUCCUCUGAUUCUCUUCUCCGUGUUGUAAGCCAACAAAGUCUCUCUUUGUAUCAGUAAAAAUGCUGAAGAAUAUAUAGCUUUUGACAACAACUCUGUGCUCCCCCAGCAUAAAAAUCAUCCUCAAUCCCACCCCACAUACCUUCAUAUACUUGUAUUCAUAUCCCUUUUUGUCCUCCUUUUGUUUGUGUCCUUCGAGAUUCAUCUUAUUCUAUUCUUUGUGUUUAAUCAAAAGUCCCAUUGUUUUACUGGAGGAGCGCUGUUGUCCUAAUUUAGUUUAUACAACAUAUGUAUGUAUCUUUGUGUGAUCAAAAGCUUGGAUGUAAAACUAACAUGGCGCUGGCGCUGGGAUAUGAUUAUUAAUUUUAAUUA